AAUGGCUGACUGGUUCUUUAGGUAGUGUUUCACACAGUCUCUCGAAUAUAACCGGCCAGAUAUCGUCGUUUACAAAAGACGUAUUAAAAGAAAGUACUGAUGAAGUAGAUGAUCAUCAGACUGAGCUGAGAAUUGCAAACGGGAAAGUUAAGGAACUAGAAUAUGCAGCAGAGGCUCAGAAGCAAGAGUGGGACCGUAUUCGAAGUGAGAACACGGAACUGAGAGAGCAAGUGGAAGCUGCAGAGCUACAAAUAUCCAAUAUAUCAAGGCAAUACAGAGAAGUGCUCCAAGCUAAGGAGAAUGAAGUUGCAAUGCUCAAGCAUCAACUGGAUGAGCUGGAAGAACAUCACAAUCAACUGCUACAACAUUCACCAACUAAAGUAGAUCUUUCUUUGCCCCCAUCACACAUAUCAGUACGUGAACAUCAUGAAGAGUCAUCAGUUACUGAUCUUAUAACAGCACAGAUGGAAAUCAAUCAACUUUCUAGCAAGAAUGAAAGACUUCAAGCUCAAGUGAAGCACUGGAAGUCUAUUUCUCAAAACAAGCAGGGCAAUGAAGCGAGUUCAAAUGAAGAUAGACUGCUGGAGCUUCAAGUUCAACUUGAAGCUGUGCGGCAUCAGUUAAGUGAAGAGGUUGACUUACAUCAAAGUCAGGUGGCAGCAUUGCAGAAUGAGCACUUGAAGAAGUUGACAUUGAUGAGAAAUAAGCAUGAGCUUGAAGUGGGAGAGAAAGAUGAAAGAAUCAAUGAUUUAAAUCGACAAUUAUAUGCUGCUGGCAGACAGAGCUCUGUUUUAGAGCCAGAAGGAAAUGCCGAUAAGAACACUUCAAAAUUGCAAGAGGAAUUAGAUGAGUUGCACAUGAAGUAUGCAGUAGGAGAAGAUACUAGAAGACAACUUUCAGAGCAGGUGGUCAUGCUAGAGAAAACUUUGGAAAAUGUUGAAAUGAAGAAAGAGCUUUUACAGACAGAGAAAGAGCAAUGUGAAAGUGAGUAUCGACAGUUGGCUGACAAACUUGCUGAAAUGGCGCAUGAUGAUCAUAAGCCAUCUGUUAACCGUAAAGAUGAUAGUGAUGGUCUGGACAGUGAUAGGUUGGAGUUGUUGUCUCGAUUAGAUGAAUCAAUGAGUGACUUGCAAGCUCAAAGUGAGGAAAAUGAAAUUCUGCAACAGAAAACUAUUCAACUUAAGACAACUGUUAAGGACUUGCAACAACAGCUUAAUGAGGAGCAAGAGAGAAGUUUGGAACAUCUCUCUGACUUAAGAAAGGAGAAUGUUCAUCUUCGUGAUGCUAACGUUGAGCUGCAGUUACAAGUCAAACAGAGAAAAGAUCAAAGUGAUCACGAACUGAAGAAAUGGAAGCAGCAGACUCAGCAGCUUGAUGAAGCUUUGAGUAGAGUGAAUGAAGAGCAAAAUGCUAACAGAGAAUUGAAAUCAAAACUUGAAAAAGUACAGCAUAAGUUUGAUGUAGUCUGCAUUGAAAAGGAGGAGAGAAAGAGUGAACACACUGCUCAAAUUUCUAGCUUGAAAGAUAGCAAAGACUCAUUGCAAAUCGAAUGUCUUGAGGUACGUAAACAGACAGAAGAGUUGGUGAAAGACAAGAUGGAACUGGAAGGCACCAAACAACGACUGGAGACACAGUUAGACGCACAGCUGUUAAAGCUUGAAGACAAAACACAGGAAUGUGUGGCUAUGCACCAACAGCUGUUGCAGUUAACAUCAGAUUUAGAGACAGUACUACAAGAGAAGUCUGAUUUAGAAAAAGAUGUUUUAAGAGAUUCCGAGCAGCACAAAUUCAAAGAACAUGCAUUUGCUGCUUUGAGAGAGGAAAGAGACUCACUAGCUGAAGAACUAGCUGCAGUAAAGGAAGAACUCCAACAAUUGAAUGAAGGUGUCGAAAAUCAGGAAAUUAAUUCAGACUCCGGUGUUAUUCAGAUAGAUGGAAGAAAUACAGGAGCAAUUGCCCAACAAUCAGAUGAAGCUGGAGACACUGCUGACAGUAAGAAUGAGACUCAUGCACAAUUGUAUGCUGCUUUGCAACAGUACCAGCAAAUCCAUGCAACAUACACUCAAAACUUGUUAGCCUUUCAAGCUGAAACAGAACGCCUGAAGAGUUUAGUGAAUGAACGAGACAAUCAACUCGCACAACUUCAACAAAUGUACUCUAGUCUAGUGAAGCAAAUUGAAGAAAAGGACAGGAAUUUUGGCUUUGAAGCUGGCAGGCUAAAUGAGCUAGUGGAAUCCACGAGGAGAGAUCUGCACCAAAUGAAGGAAGAACAUCAGACUCUUGUAAGAUGUGUUGCCAACGUAAAGGUUGAAGGUGGAGGCGAUUCUUUAUCACAGAAAGUUGAACAAUUGAUCAUAACAAACAAGCGAGAGAGAGAUGUAGCUCAUUCGUUGCGAGAUCAUAAUGGGCAGCUUUUGGAGACAAUUGCUGAAAACAAAGGACGUCAAGCUCAGCUUGAGAGAGAGUUGGAACAACUAAGUGUGAAGCUCCAAGGACGUGAAAAAGAAAUUGGUAUUUUGAAGUCAGAACUUAUUGUUGGAUCAAAGACUUCUCAAGCAACAGUCGAGAGAUCGGGAAGAGAGCUUGAUCGUUUAAGAGCUCACCUUAUUGAGGUUGAAGAGACAUACACUAAAGAAGCUGUGAGGGCACGUGAGAGAGAAUCUGAUCUUGUUAGAAGUUUGCAAUCUGUGGAAGACAAAUUAAGAGUAGCACAGCAAGAAGCCGACAGCAGAAAUAAUUUCACGCAGUCACAGUUGCAAAGUCUGCAAGAUCAAUUAAACAGUGUUUGUUCUCAACGGGAUAGUGCAAUGGAGCAGCUGAUUACGUGUCAAGCAGAUCUGGAUCAGAAAAUUGUACAAUUGACUAACUUGCAAAUGGUACUGGAGCAAUUCAGUGCAGAUAAGGACCAGCAAAUUGGACUUGUGCAGCAGACAAUGCAGCAACAAUUUCAUUUGCAACAGAAAGCGAUGGAAGAACUCAGGCACCGGCUAACGGCGUGUCAGGUCAAGUUGGCUGAAGCGCAGGAGGCUGCUGCAGAUUGUAACAGAUUACGUGGUGAACUGGACAGGUCUCAUGACACGGAACAGUCUCUUAGACUUGAUGUUGCCAAACUGGAAGCAGGUCUUCAAGCAACAAUCAAGCGGCUUCAUGCGGCCAAGCUAGCAGAAGAUGAAUUUGUGGAAAAGAAGCUUGUCAAGAACUGGCUACUGGGCUACAUGUCUAGCACGGAAGACAAGAAACAAGGCAUUGAAAACGUACUGGCAAAUAUUGUCGGUGUAACAGAAGAAGACUUGGCUAAGGUCAGACAGCACAGGUCGGGAUGGCUUUCGCGGUGGUUGCCUGGUAGAGCUGGACAUGACCAGUCCAUUGGAAAUAACUCAUUCUCAGAACAGUUUGUUCGUUUCUUGCAAGAGGAAUCGACUUCUUCAUCUUUGGUCACAGUAGCUCUUCCUAAAACUCCAACAAGUGUUGGCCAAGCAGGAGGAAAUAGUUUUGUGAGCACAGCUGUGGAUACUUCUGGUCAACUUGCAGCUACUCCAGACUCACCUAAACCAUGGAAGUAUUCUCCACAGGCAGUAACUUUGACAGGUAGUAGUUUCCACUUGGUACCUACAGUUAGCACUCCCAAAGCUCACACAGGAGGUAGGGACACUGAAACAGAAUUACUGAGAACUGCUGCAGUUGCCUCCUCACAGGAACCCAACUCUCCAUCAUUCCAGACACAGACAUUACUAGAAGUUCUUGAUAGCUCUCAGUCAGGGAGUAAAUAGAAGUAGAAAAGGCAUUUUGUAUUGUAACAUGUAUGACGAAAUUCAUGUGAGUUAUGUAUGCUGGGAAAGAAGAAUAACUAUUGGCUGCAUUCACUGCAGUCAUCAACAGACUGAGUGUUUCAGGGACUAUUGAUACUGAAUU
Corticium candelabrum is the source of this 3912-nucleotide messenger RNA. Its product is annotated as thyroid receptor-interacting protein 11-like. Gene Ontology annotation, cellular component: Golgi apparatus. The record is from RefSeq and is a predicted model, not a curated record. Gene Ontology annotation, molecular function: small GTPase binding. NCBI's taxonomy places the organism in Eukaryota, Metazoa, Porifera, Homoscleromorpha, Homosclerophorida, Plakinidae. Gene Ontology annotation, biological process: endoplasmic reticulum to Golgi vesicle-mediated transport; Golgi organization. The coding region runs from base 312 to 3770 and encodes 1152 amino acids. The transcript has 16 exons.